Molecule: messenger RNA, 1026 nt
Organism: Cercospora beticola
Lineage: Eukaryota; Fungi; Ascomycota; Dothideomycetes; Mycosphaerellales; Mycosphaerellaceae
Product: Zn(II)2Cys6 transcription factor domain-containing protein
Biological process (GO): regulation of DNA-templated transcription
Molecular function (GO): DNA-binding transcription factor activity, RNA polymerase II-specific; zinc ion binding
Source: RefSeq, a predicted model, not a curated record
UCGCGCUCCUGCGCCGUGCCAAUUGUCAUUCACUACAAACACCGGUGACUGUGCAGCAGCCUCCCGCCUUGCUCGACACAAUCCAGAGCCGAGUCAGACAUUGAAGAGUGCUCCCGCGGCCCGGUGAAAAUGCCUUUGGAGGUCGCACUCACCUCAUGGCAGAAAGUUACUACAUCACCCCGUCCGACUCAACGGGCUCCUCCGGCUCCAAAUUCGGCUCGGGCAGUUCGCGCUCAGGACGAGACGGCAAGACGCCCAAGAGGGAGCAGGUCGCUGCCGCGUGCCUCCAGUGCCGCAGCAAGAAGGUCAAGUGCGACGCCGUGCGUCCCUUCUGUGGCCGUUGUCGCCAGCGCAGGCUGCAGUGUGAGUACGACGUCGCCGAGCCCGACGUCACCAAGCUCGAGGCGGCCAAACGACGAAACGAGGAGAUGCAAGACCAGUUGAGCGCCAUGAGGGAGCUCUAUGCAGCCCUGGCAACGAGGUCCGAGGUGGAAGCAGCACGGAUACUUCACUUGAUACGGGCCAACACCAAUGACCCCUUUGCAGUGCUUCGUGCUGUGCAAGAGGCGGAUCUGUUGCUGCGUCGUGCUGCGGGCGCACGCAAUGACCAUGAUCGCGUUCCAUGACCGUCGCGAAUCCGGCACCAAAUGAUCCUGCCUGCCACUGGGAUGCCCACGUGCCGCCUGCUACGUCCUUUUGGCACGUCAGCAUGUCGGACGCAGGUCGCGGUAUUCCAGGCUAUGAGGGCAUGUUAGUUUCGGUGCUCUGCUGCCGCAGCAAUGCAGAGCGUAGGGUCGGCCCUGAACAGAACUUGAAGUGCGGUUAGGCUUCCGAAUUUCACACAACGUCAAGAUGAUCCAUGGCUUAUCGCCAGUCGUCAUAUUGACGCAUCAUACCGGCCGUACUCAGCGUUGGAGUCCCGUCGCGAAGCCCGCGAGCCACUUAGACCAAACAGCCAAACGUGCAAUGGACGCAGUCAAAGCCCUUGUACCUAAGGGAAAUUCAAAGUCAGCAGUAUGCCUCAUU